This is a messenger RNA of Micromonas pusilla CCMP1545, 1146 nucleotides long. RefSeq lists its product as uncharacterized. The record is from RefSeq and is a predicted model, not a curated record. The coding region runs from base 1 to 1146 and encodes 381 amino acids. The transcript has a single exon. NCBI's taxonomy places the organism in Eukaryota, Viridiplantae, Chlorophyta, Mamiellophyceae, Mamiellales, Mamiellaceae.
AUGGCUCGCGCGCGCGCUCUCCUCGCGCUCGCCCUCCUCGCCCUCGCCGCCCUCGCCACCGUGGACGCGCAGUACUCCGGCCGCGACGACGAGGAGAAGUCCGGGUACACGGGCAGGUACUCCCGCGACGACCGCCCGCGCGCGAGGUCGAUAUCGUCGCGAUACACCCCAAGCCGCGGCAUACGCUACCGCCGCAACCUCCUCCAAGCGGUCGACGCGGACGACGACGACGACGACGACGACGCGGGCCUCGCCGUGAGCGAGGAGUACGGCAAGGGCGAGCCCUCGAACGUCCCGCGUCUGGAUGAAGAGUUCUCCGCGGACGUCAACGGCGUCGAGACUUCGCCGGAGACGCGCGAGAAGAUACCCUCGGAGGAGCACCGCCUGAAGGGCGAGUGGGACGAACCGAGCGGGAAGUGCAAGACGCUCCUCGAGAUCAUCCAGACGCACCCGGACCUGAGCGAGCUCGCCGCCGCGAUGGCGGACCUCCCGAUCGUCCAGAACGAGCUCGGAAACAGCUCGGUGACGGACACGUUCUUCGCGCCGACGAACGACGCGAUCGAAGGGUUCACGGCGUGGGCCGGGUUCGAGGACAUUAAGGAAGGGCUGCAAGAGCUCCUCGGCGACGUCGAGUGGAAGGGGUUCUUGAUCGCGUACCACGCGGUUCCCGACCGCGCGCUGACGCGCGCCGACCUCGUGAAGUUAAAAGGCGGCGAUCGGUUCUUAGAAGACGCGCUGCAGGCGGAGAUGCCGCUGUUCAUCGUCGCGAACGGCGUCCUCGAGAAGGACGGCACCCAGAACGAAACAGCCGCGGACGACGUCUACUGCGUCGGCCUCGGGUCCCGAGCCAAGCUGGUCGGGGACGAGAUCGUCGCGUGCAACGGCGUCCUUCACAUGAUCGACACCGUGCUGCUUCCCUUCGACGGCGACGACACGCUGAACGAGGAGCAGACCGAGCGUUUCAUCGCCGCGAAGGAGGCGCUCGAGGAGCGGUACCCCGAUCGACCGACGCUGAUCGAUCCGUUCAAGUACGCGACGGAAGAUGAAGACGCCGCGGCCGCGCUGGAGGACGCGGAGGAAGAUGAGGGCGAGGAGGACGAAGAGGAGGAGGAGGAGGAAGAGGACGAAGAGGAGGAGGACGACUGA